GCUCAUGCCCAACGGGCCACGCCUCGGGACUAGACUCAUCACUUCCGUGCCAAACAUCCCACUAGCACAGCCUACCCUUACUGACUAUUCCUAUCGUUCCAGCAGGACUUUGAGCCUUCGUCGCCCUCCUGCCCCGGGCUGGAUUAUCUGGACAUCCCGGCAACAGGUGAUAUGAGAUACAACCAAGAUUCCAAUAUCUCCUCCCUGACGAUAGAAACCCCUCCCCAGCCGUCUUCUGUGCUCAGCGGAUUUUCUGCGCCCCUGCUCAACACCACAACCACUGGGUACUCCCCGGAUACUGGAUCCUUCUACUCCCCAGCGUCACAGAUAUAUUCCAGCAUCGACGUCAGGCCACCGCGCCUGAGCUCCAACACUUCGUCUACGGGCAUGGCACAUGCCAACCGCUCCGCUGCAUUACCAAAUCCAGCCUACAACGUAAGAGAUCUCUACUCGGGAGCCAGGCCGUCUUUCCCUAGAGCAACGGAGCACACGAGGUCGCCGUCUUUCGCGGCACCCCUGCGACGCCAUCCGCUGUCGCCAACUCCUAGCCCCAGCAUCGGUUUCACCAGUCCAGUCAGGAUGGAUGCCGGCCAGUACGGCAAGUCUGGGGGUUCGCACAUUCCCCCGCUCAUGCCGAUGACCACGAACGGCCAGCUCGCGUACGCCGACGGCGGGACCCCCAUCAAAAUCGACAUCCAGGGCACCAUUGACAAAGGUUUCUUCAUGUCCGAGGGGGACUGGACAUGUUACAGGCGGAACUACUUCUCUUGCAUCUGCUCCUACAGCUUAUCGCCAUUUUACCACAACACGUCUAUGCAGUACGUUCCUAAUGGGUCCAGUACUUCGUAUCAGGUGUUUGGCUUUGCGAUGAGCAUCUCUGCCGUCGUCUCAGACAGCGAUUCCCACACCAUCGAACUGGUACAGCACACGCCGAAGAGAGACAAGGGUCCCGUUCAGAGACCCGAAAAAGUAAGACUAACGCCGAAGCAGCCGCAACAGCCGGCUCAUCCGCUGCUGUAUCAGGAGCACCACAACAUAGCCGCAAGCUCGAGGCCCAUGUUCGAAGGCGGCUACGGGCAGAGCGCGCAAGGGUCGUACCCUAGCGAGCAUACCUUUGAACGGAUCCAGUUCAAGCAGGCGACGGCGAAUAACGGCAAGCGGAGGGCCGCUCAGCAAUACUACCACCUCGUCGUCGAACUAUACGCCGACGUAGGCAACCAGGCGCCCGAUCAAUUUAUGAAGAUCGCGCAACGGAAAUCCGCCAAGAUGAUUGUCCGCGGUCGUUCCCCUGGGCACUACCAAACCGAGAGACGCGGCAGUACGAGCAGCGGACCUGGGGGUUCGAGUGGAAUGGGCGGCUAUCCCGGCUCUCAGGUGCUCGGGACAGAAUACAAUCCCGGUGGAUCUUCGCUGCUAUCGGGCGCGUAUGGUAGCGGCGGAGGAUACGACCCGCGAUCCGGGCAUUACGGGACGACUCGCCAUCACGAGUUGCCGAUAGAACCGAUCAUACCCGCGGAUGAGGCAAAGGCCAUCGAUAGCGCGAAAGAAUACCAGUACUACCCCGCCACCAUCUACGAAGGCGCGGAUUCCCGGCAAGGUGUCGAGAUGUUUUCGCACCGGGGGGAGCAGGACACCAUGAUGCCUUCGGCUCCUGCCACGGCCGAUCCGGCGGCAUCAAAGGUCAAGCCCGAAUACGAAAGCACCCUACCCAGCAUAUUCUACCCCCCCAAUUCGUAUUACUCUCGAAACUGCAGCCGAUUUGAGGGAAAGCCUACCUCAGCGGGUUACUACCCAGCUAUGACGAUGCCGACUCUACUUCCCCAAUCGGGAUGAGACGGAUAGGGGGUUCGGUAUAGAGUACACGUGCAAGCUGGUCGCACACUGAUCCACGAAAAUGGCGCAUUCGCUCGGUAUUAGCUUGGAGCUAACUACCACGAAUCUCACCGCGCCAGACGUGGCCAUCAGAAAUUCUUUUUUUUUUUUUCAAGAAAAAAAAGAGGGACCGUUUUUUUUUUUUGGUUCGUCUACUGCUUUUU
Messenger RNA from Durotheca rogersii, 2036 nucleotides. Its product is annotated as p53-like transcription factor. Lineage: Eukaryota; Fungi; Ascomycota; Sordariomycetes; Xylariales; Xylariaceae. Bases 172 to 1833 code for a protein of 553 amino acids. Gene Ontology annotation, cellular component: nuclear chromosome. Gene Ontology annotation, molecular function: DNA binding; DNA-binding transcription factor activity. The record is from RefSeq and is a predicted model, not a curated record. Gene Ontology annotation, biological process: meiotic cell cycle; positive regulation of transcription by RNA polymerase II. The transcript has 3 exons.